UAAUCAGAUCUGUGGGUGGAUCUUCCUCUUCUCCGCCGGUUGUUGCUUCAGUCAUAUACGUUCACGAAAAAAACCGGCCGCUGUAAUAAAGGAUAAAAUUGAUGCCAUCACAUUUAUUUACACAAUCCAGGCGUGCGCACUUAUAUUUCAUAAUUAGUCUUGUAUAGAAAAGUUAAAGAUGGAUUUUAACGUGAAGAGACUGGCAGCGGACGCUGGUACUUUAUUCAGUCGGGCGGUGCAAUUCACAGAAGAAAAAUUCGGCCAGGCUGAGAAGACUGAGUUGGAUGCACAUUUGGAUAAUCUCCUCACCAGAGCUGAAACCACUAAACACUGGACCGAGAAGAUUUUGAAGCAGACAGAAGUGUUACUGCAGCCAAACCCAAAUGUCAGAAUAGAAGAAUUCCUGUAUGAAAAACUGGACAAAAAGGUGCCCACACGGAUGAACAACCAUGAGCUUCUGGGUCAGUCCAUGAUUGACUCUGGGAAUGAAUUUGGACCUGGAACAGCCUACGGAAACGCUCUGAUAAAGUGCGGCGAGACAGAGAAGCAGAUCGGAGGAGCGGAGCGAGAGUUAAUUCAGAGUUCUGCCAUCAAUUUCCUCACGCCUUUCCGCAACUUUUUAGAAGGAGACUUCAAGACUAUAUUGAAAGAGCGCAAACUGCUUCAGAACAAACGACUGGACCUAGAUGCUGCAAAGACCAAGCUAAAAAAAGCCAAAAUGGCUGAUGCCAGAGCUCUGGCUGAGCAGGACCUGAAGAUGACACAGAGCGAGUUUGACAGACAGGCAGAGAUCACCAGGCUUCUUCUGGAAGGAAUCAACAGUACGCAUGCCCAUCAUCUCCGCUGUCUAAAUGACUUUGUGGAAGCUCAGAUGACAUAUUAUGCCCAGUGUUACCAGUACAUGGUCGACCUCCAAAAGCAGUUGGGAAACUUCCCUUCGGCUUUCUCUUCCAACAACAACCAGUCGACAGCCAGCGGCACGGCCAGCAUCUCCGUACCCAUCCUGCCACUCUCAGGCCCUCUUCCUGCCAACACAGCCAAUGCGUCUUCAGGUUUCACCGAGCUGCAAAACUUCAGCGGGAGCCGUAAAGCGCGGGUGCUGUACGAUUACGACGCCGCGGGCAGCAACGAGCUCUCUUUAUUGGCUGAUGAGGUGAUCAUGGUGAGCAGCGUCCCAGGCAUGGACUCUGAUUGGCUGAUGGGUGAACGUGGGAAUCAGAAGGGAAAAGUGCCUAUUACUUAUUUGGAGCUGCUAAAUUAAGAGAAAAAAACAAGUGUUGUUGGAACCAAAAGAGAAACGUAUAGUGUAUUCCAGCUGUGCUGCGUACCGUAUAUGCAACCUUGACAUCUAGUGCUGCUCACAUACAACAGUAUUUUAUCAGAUGUGACGUCUUGCAGUCCCAGAAUGGGAAGAGGUUCUAACCGGACGAGUGUUUACAAAUGAAUUAAUGCAGUUUUUUUUUUUUUUUGUGCUUUUGAUGUGACAUGCCAAGCAAAAACCAAGCAAGAGUGUCUUAUUUGAGUAUUUACAUGUGUUUACAACAAGUAAGUAUUAAGACUGAUUGUCAUUUUUAUCAAUUUUAAAUUGGUUUCCAUUCUGUACAUUAACUCAUUUCAGGUUCUAGAACACUUCAGAGGAAUUCCUGUAGAGGUGGAGACGUAAAUAUGCCAUAAUUUAUUUUCAGGGUCUCAUAUACGGCCCCAUCGUAGCUGACAUGUGCCUCGAUUAUUAUCUUCUGCGGUUUACAUUUCUCUUUAUUGCGUUAAAAGGUUGAGCACACAAAGAAAAUGCUUUAUUUGCAUGCAAACAGCCUUUCCUGUUAUGCAUUAUGAAACUGUGUCCUUUAUAUACAUGCAGUCUUCAUUAACCAUGUUAUGCAUAUAUGCAGUUAUGAUACAAGUAUUCAUUUCAUGAUAAAAACAAAUUCUAUUUACUGAUAACUGUACUUUUUUUAUACCUAUGUGCCUUACAUUUGUCUUGGAGUUGAUGUUUUUAAACUGUUUAAAGCAACAACAAAAAAAAGACUGUUGAGAGAUGAGUGCUAAUUUUACACAUAUUGUGCCAUCCUCUAUCUAAUAAAAGUACAAUUUUUUAAAGUUUUCUCUGAUAUUUACAGUAUAACUACAAAAGCACAGGUUAUCUAACUGCUUAAAUUCUGCGAUUACUA
Sinocyclocheilus anshuiensis is the source of this 2168-nucleotide messenger RNA. RefSeq names its product endophilin-B1-like. Gene Ontology annotation, molecular function: protein binding. NCBI's taxonomy places the organism in Eukaryota, Metazoa, Chordata, Actinopteri, Cypriniformes, Cyprinidae. Gene Ontology annotation, cellular component: membrane; cytoplasm. The transcript has 9 exons. Gene Ontology annotation, biological process: membrane organization. Bases 179 to 1261 code for a protein of 360 amino acids. The record is from RefSeq and is a predicted model, not a curated record.